Messenger RNA from Pedinophyceae sp. YPF-701, 3792 nucleotides. The record is from the annotation of a GenBank genome assembly. Lineage: Eukaryota; Viridiplantae; Chlorophyta; Pedinophyceae.
AUGCGCUACCCCGAACCACGAUCCUUCGCGCUUGAAGACGUCAGCGACGGCGAAGACCAGUACAUGCAGAAACAGAGCCCCGCUGAGACUCCGUCCAGAGACAGCUCCCCUAUGUCGCACUGGAAAGCGCCCGGCUCCGCCAUGCAGAGCUCGUCGGCCGGCACCCAGGACAACGCCGGCAGCCCUGUCCGCGCCCGCUCGGCAGGCCGCCUUGGCAUACACACGGCACCGCUGCAACCGCCGCCCCCGACGGGCUUCCCGGACCUCGCGCGGGGCCUCGCGCACGUCAGCGGGGGGUCCCCGGGCAACACGCUGCCCGCGGGCCGCGCGCGGCCGCUCCCGCGCGGGUUCCCGACCGACGUCAAGGGCCUGACUCAGUGGCAGGCAGGGAUCGAGGGGAGUCUCAAGAAGGUAGAAGACGACCACGUCGAGAUGUCCGAGCACCUCCAGCAGUACCGGUCCGUGAUGCCGCGGCUCACGCAGAUCGCGCUCGCGGAGUGGCACCAGCACGCGGAGGCGGCGGCGGAGGAGCUGCGCGUGGCGUGCCGCUCCGUGACGGAGAUUGCCCGGCACCACCACCGCCGCCUGGUCGAGCAGGCGACGCACUGGCAGGAGUGGCAGUCGCAGGUGACUGCGUCGUCGUCCGCGGUGGCCUCGCUCGCGGCGGAGGCGGCCGCGGCGGAGAUCGCGUACUCCGCCGCGCACAUCGGGGCGCGGUACGCGCAGCGCGCGAAGACGGAGGCGGUGCGCGCCCUGCGCGCGGAGCACUCGAACACGGCGCUGCAGCUGCAGCAGGCCAAGGCGACGCUCGCGGCCGCGCAGGCGGAGUACGACAAGUGUUUAACCAUCGCGUCGCACCAGCGGCAGAAGGUCAAGGAGACGGACCAGGCGGUGCAGCGCGCGCAGGCGCGCGAGCGCGAGCUCACGCGGUUCCGCGACACGCUGUACGAGCUCUCGGAGGCCUACACGGCGUGGGGGCGGAUGCGCGAGCCGCUGACGAUGUCGACGCUCCGGCUGGCCGCGGUCGACAAGUCCGUGAAGGAGCUGAUCGACCCCGAGAGCGGGGUCGAGAGCGGGAGCGAGAGCGCGCGCGGGAAGGCGUCGGCGCGGAGCGCCAAGGCCGCACAGCAGGUGGCGACGGACCGGCAGGCUCUGGAAGCGCAGCUCGCGUCGCUGCAGAGCGAGGUCGAGAAGAUCGCGACGACGCUGCAGGAGCUCGUGCAGCGCCUGGAGGAGCAGGUCGGGUCCAUGCAGGCCGCGGGGAUCUCCCGGGCGCAGGAGUGGCUGGACGCGCUCCCGCUGCCGGAGAUGCUGUCAGAGGUGCAGGCCGGGGCGGACGCGGCCUCGAAGGCCGAGGACGCGUCGGAGCGCGAGUCCGCGACGGGGCGGUCCGGGCGCAACCAGGACCCGGCGGGCGUGCGCGGGAGCUGCGACUCUCUGGCGUCGCACGUCAACUCGCGGCUGCGCAAGGUCCGGCUGGAGAUCUCGAGCCUCGAGAUCGACGUCGUGCGCGCGACGGCGAUGACGGGGACCGCGGAGGCGGUGAGCGCGGCGAUCGAGCGGCGGCGGAAGGCGGCGGAGGCGCAGGUGUCGCUGCUGCAGGCGUCGCUCGAGACGGACGGGGAGCGGGAGAACGACAUUCUCGAGGUUGACCGCGCGGCGCUGGAGGUGGAGGCGCAGGCGCGGCAGCAGGCGGACGAGGCGAGCGAGGCGUGGGAGGAGUUGCGUCAGGAGGUGCUCGACAGGUACAAGGCGGCGCGAGAGGACAUCGCCGGGUCCGUCGUGGGCGUGGCGUACCUGCGGGAGCUGCUGGACACGCGCUGGCGGCAGCUGAAGGAGGCGUCGGCGCAGUACCAGGGCAUCCGGGACGCGUUCUGGGCGCGCAUGCGCGAGGUGGUGGAGGAGGCGGGGGGGGGCGUUGGGUCGCGGCGGGGGGGGACUGUGGGGUCGAGCAGCACGCUGGCGAAGGUCGGGAGCGUGGACUCGCAUUCGUCGAAGUCGCCGUCGACGCGGGCGGCCGCGCACAGCCGCAAGGGGAGCGGCGUGGGGUCGUCGCCGGGGCGCGGAACGUCGCCGGUGCCGGGGCCGCUCGGCGCGUCGAUGUUCAAGCAGCCCGACACGCUCGUCGACGGCGGCGAGCUCGAGGUGCGGCAGGCGGCCGUGCGCAUCCAGGCCGCGUUCCGCGGGCACCGCGCCCGCCGCGAGUACGCUGAGGCCAAGGCCGCCGCGCAGACCAUCCAGGGGCGCUGGCGCACGAAGCUCGCGACGCGCGAGCUCGAGCGGACGAAGUCCUCCGUCACGAAGAUCCAGGCGGCCUUCCGCGGAAACCAGGCGCGCAAAACGUACGCAGCAAUGAGGGCGGAGGCUGAGGCGGAGCGGCUGCGGGCCGAGGAGGAGGCCAGGAACGCCGCGGCGGCGGCCGCGGCGGCCGCGGCGGCGGAGGAGGCGGCGCGAGUGGCGAAGGAGGCCGCGGCGGCGGCGGAGGCCGCCGAGGCCGCUGCGAAGGCGGCGCCGCUCGGGGCGCCAAACCUGUCCGAGUCGAUGCGCGAGAAGCUGCGGAUCAACCUGAGCCCCGUGCUCGCGAAGCAGGAGGCCGCGGCGGCGCGCGCGAAGGCCGGAAAGGGCGCGGCGAAGCCCGCUCCUGCGAAGGUGCCGUCCACGAAGCUUCCUGCUCGCGUGCCGUCGUCCAAGGGGGGAGUCGGGAAGGCGCCGUCGCGCGGGCCGUCGUACGCGAAGAAGUUCGAGCAGGGCGGGGGCUCGGCGCGCAAUUCGAGCGCGGGGGGGUCGGAGCGGGGGGUGUUUGGGCCCCUGGCUGGCGCGGGGGACAGGCCCCUGGCAGAGGCCCCGGGGGGAGUCGAGGAGCCCGAGGAGUCCUCCGGGAGCGUCGCGUCCGGCGGCGCGGGCGCCGUGGCGGCCCAGGCGGACGAGAACGUCUCCGCGGUCGGGUCGUCGACCAAGGACGCGGCGAAGAGACCCCCGGGGGGAGUGCCGGCGUCGCCGCCCGCGGCGAAGCCCGAGGGCCGCCCGAAGGCGGGCGCCGCGGCCCGGACGACCCCGCCGAAGGCCGCGCCGGAGAAGCAGGACCUCGAGACGCUGAUGCGGGACCCGUACGGCGCGGGGUCGCGGCCGGCACGCGGCAUCGCAGGGAUGGUGAAAGCCAAGGCGCCGGCGGCGAAGCCGCAGGCGAAGCGGCCGACGAGCACGCCGGGCAAGGCCAAGCCGAGAGCGUCUGCCGCGGGCGCGCCCCCGGCCAAGUCCCCUCGCGGCAACAUCGUGCGCAUCCCCCAGCGCUCCGGCCCGGGCCUGGCCGUGCCGAACGACGACCUCGGCGCCGCGCAGGCCCUCCUCGAGGAGAUGCAGGCCGGCCGGCCGUGCCACCUGCGCGAGAUAAACGUAAACAUGAACGUCGCGCGGCGCGGGCCCGCGGGGAACGCGGGCGCCGCGCAGGCCGUGCACCUCUGCAUCAGCCGGGACUUCUCCCGCCUGGCGUACAAGGCCACGGGCGCGAAGGUGUCGUCGUUCAUCCGCGUCGUCGACGUGGCGGAGCUGGAGGAGCGGGCGCUGGCGAGGACGGGCGGCGCGAGCGGGCGCGACGGCGCGCUGACGCCGAACGCGGAGCGCCAGGUCGUGAUUCGGCUCAAGGGCAGCAAGGAGUUCCGCAUCACGAUGAACAACACAGAGGACAAGGAGCUGUUGGUGGACUGCAUGGUGAUCCUCAUGGCUAACAAGCAGUUCCUGGCGUCGCUGAAGGCCACGCUCGACGGACACGCCGCCGCGCAGGCCGGGAAGUAG